AUGAGGGUCCAAGCGAUUCCCACCCCUAACGGGUAUUGUAAUUUCUUGCAACGGGAGUUGAGACGCCGGUGGACCUCUAUCCUGUAUCAUGUGUGUGGUGUUCACCGAUGGGAAGAAAAUGGGCAGGAGUACAGGUGUUACCAUGACGACCUCAGCGAUGACCAACAAAUAAGAAAGAAAUGGUUGAAGAAGGGGUCUGCUGCCUGGAAUGCUCUCAAGGCUGUCGUACUAGAUAAAAAUCUCUUGAGGGUCUUCAGUCAGUUGACUUUAUUCAAGCAUACCGGGAACCUUGAAGUGUUCCACAGCUCUAUGCUGAAGUACGCAGAGAAGAGGCGCCACUUCACAUAUGUCAGUAUGCAGGCAAGGCUUCAACUGAGUGUCAUUGACCACAACCUCAAUGUUGACCGUCAGCAGGACCGUACUCAGUCUGGAAAAGAAAAGUACAAUGUUAUUUACUCCAAGCAAUCAAAGCAGUGGGUUGUAAGGAAGCUGUAUGAGUCAACAUCUCAGGAUUUCCGGAAAGAAUUGGUGCAACAAGUCAUUCAACGGCGAAUUGACAAGAGUGUCAGGCUUGGAGAUCCAGCGUUCCACAUCCAUCCUCCAGUCAGCAUACCAACCAACAUUGCUCCUACUCCAAAGCCAAACAAGGACGACUUGGUUGCCCAACAUGCAUCACGUUUUCUCCAAAAACAUACGGAGGAUGUCUGAGACAGAAGAAGCCUUGGCCAGUCUCUU
This is a messenger RNA of Paramisgurnus dabryanus, 735 nucleotides long. The record is from RefSeq and is a predicted model, not a curated record. NCBI's taxonomy places the organism in Eukaryota, Metazoa, Chordata, Actinopteri, Cypriniformes, Cobitidae.